GCACAUAGUUGCAAUUUCUUAAUGAAUGAAUCCGAAGGGGCUUUAGUGAGACAGAUUUGAUUUGACAACAUAAAUCUGAAACUCUCUGCUUAUUGGGACUUCCGCCCCCAACAGCCGUGUAGAGCCCGAUCCCGGAACUCAGGUUACCCGGUGAUCGGAUAUUCAGCGAAGUUAAUAAAAUGGGUUUAGGCUUUGCAAUUGGCGCUUUUGGAGUACUGAUUCUGGCUCAUGCAGCUUAUUCAACCAUUCAAUAUAGAGGUUUGUUGAAGAUUAUGGAGGAGGAGUUUUCAGGACCUCCAAUGAACGUGGUGGUCGAGUUGCUCGUAGGGUUAGUUUUGUGUAUGUGGGCUGCUUUAACUGUACCGGGAAAGUUCCUAUCUAUACACCCUCAUUCUGAUGAGAAUAGGAUAGUUUCUUUGCCGGCCAAUAUGGACUUCAUGGUCUUCAACCAUCGUGGCAAAGUAUUUCCUUCAGCAAUGGACUUGAAACUGAAACAUUGAAGUCUUAUCAGUCUAAUGGUAGGAUCAUCUUUUGGGGGCUAUUUAAGGAAAAAAAAAAUAAUUUCUUUUUCAAAUUUAGAACUUGGAAAGAGCCAAAAUUGGUGGAUUUGGCAACUUGGUGCUAAUACCUAGUUACUUAGAACAACACUUAUUGAUUGUCCCUUAGUUUUGUAAUUUUAUGCUACGUCUCGUAUAUUUUGUCUUAUUUUCCACUGUCUGGUAUGUAAUUUGAACAUUUAUAGGUGCUGCUAUUACAUGUGUUUUGCCAUAA
Hevea brasiliensis (rubber tree) is the source of this 771-nucleotide messenger RNA. Its product is annotated as membrane magnesium transporter. The coding region runs from base 180 to 500 and encodes 106 amino acids. NCBI's taxonomy places the organism in Eukaryota, Viridiplantae, Streptophyta, Magnoliopsida, Malpighiales, Euphorbiaceae. Gene Ontology annotation, cellular component: early endosome; EMC complex; Golgi apparatus. The transcript is spliced from 4 exons. The record is from RefSeq and is a predicted model, not a curated record.